Sinocyclocheilus grahami is the source of this 2310-nucleotide messenger RNA. RefSeq names its product NADPH--cytochrome P450 reductase-like. The transcript is spliced from 15 exons. NCBI's taxonomy places the organism in Eukaryota, Metazoa, Chordata, Actinopteri, Cypriniformes, Cyprinidae. Bases 201 to 2105 code for a protein of 634 amino acids. The record is from RefSeq and is a predicted model, not a curated record. Gene Ontology annotation, biological process: response to hormone. Gene Ontology annotation, molecular function: flavin adenine dinucleotide binding; NADPH-hemoprotein reductase activity; FMN binding. Gene Ontology annotation, cellular component: cytosol.
AGAGCCCGUCUCAGAUCCUUGCCUGCCUCACACCCCCUUUUCCUGCGCCGAAGAGCGAUGUGUUUUCUACAGAGCCUCCUAAUGAACUUUUAUGCAAGCCAAAGGACUUUCUCAGGCUGUCUGAGGGCUUGAUCUGAACCUCUUGGGGACGAAAGUGCUUUGUAUGCCGAACCCUUAAGGACAGGGUCUUUUCCCCAGUCAUGGGAUGCAUGUUUUCUUUGCCUCAGGACAGACUGGCUGCUGCAGAGAGAACACCACAAAUACGUGAGACCAGCUUUAUUGAGAAAAUGAAGAAAACGAACCGAAACAUUGUGGUGUUUUAUGGAUCCCAAACAGGGACUGCUGAGGAAUUUGCUAACAGGUUGGCAAAAGAUGCCCAACGCUACGGCAUGAAAGGCGUGGCCGCUGACCCAGAGGAGUAUGACCUGUCCGAGCUGUCUAGACUGAAAGAGAUUCCUAAUUCCAUGGCUGUGUUCUGCAUGGCAACCUAUGGAGAAGGAGACCCCACAGACAACGCUCAGGAGUUCUACGAUUGGAUGCAAGGGACUGAUGAUGAUCUAGAGGGGGUCAAUUUUGCUGUGUUUGGUUUGGGAAAUAAAACAUAUGAGCACUUCAAUGCCACAGGCAAGUAUACAGACAAGAGGCUUGCUGAACUUGGGGGAAAAAGGGUCUUUGACUUGGGCCUCGGGGAUGACGACAUCAACUUGGAGGAGGAUUUUAUCUCUUGGAAGGAACAGUUUUGGCCUGCAGUAUGUGAAUUAUUUGGCGUGGAGGCCACGGGAGAAGACAGCAGCAUUCGGCAGUUUGAACUGGUGGUUCAUAAUGACAUCAAUAUGAAUCAAGUGUACACCGGAGAGAUGGGGCGGCUCAAAAGCUUUCAGACACAGAAACCACCGUUUGAUUCAAAGAAUCCUUUCCUUGCAACUGUGACUGGUAAUCGUAAACUGAACAAAGGAGGAAAUCGGCACCUGAUGCACAUCGAGUUAGAUAUCACAGACUCUAAAAUCAGAUAUGAUUCUGGAGAUCAUGUUGCUGUUUACCCCACAAAUGAUGCAGCGGUGGUCAACGGAAUAGGAGAGAGACUUGGAGUAGAUCUUGAUACUGUAAUCUCUCUCAAAAAUCUGGAUGAGGAAUCCAAUAAAAAGCACCCGUUCCCCUGUCCAACCACAUACCGUACGGCACUGACUCAUUACCUUGACAUCAACAACAUGCCUCGCACAAACGUGCUGUAUGAGCUAGCGCAGUACGCCUCUGAUCCGCAAGAACAAGAAAACAUGCGCAAGAUGGCAUCUGCUUCACCUGAAGGAAAGGCUUUGUAUCAGAGUUGGGUUUUGGAUUCUGAGAGGAACAUACUAGCUAUUCUAGAGGAUCUACCGUCCCUGAAUCCUCCUAUAGACCACCUGUGUGAGCUCCUUCCUCGACUUCAGGCUCGAUACUAUUCCAUUGCCUCUUCCAGCAAGGUCUAUCCAACCUCUAUCCACAUCUGUGCUGUGGUGAUAGAGUACACCACCAAGACAGAAAGAGUCUUCAAGGGUGUGGCCACAAACUGGCUUAAGAACAAAGAAGUGACCGAUAACGGCCAUAAGCUCACCGUUCCCAUGUAUGUUAGGAGAUCCCAAUUCCGCCUGCCAUUCAAACCCAGUAACCCUAUAAUCAUGAUUGGGCCUGGUACUGGCAUCGCCCCCUUCAUGGGCUUCAUCCGGGAGAGAGCAUGGCAGAAGGAACAAGGGAAGGAAGCUGGUGAGACGAUACUGUACUUUGGUUGUCGCCAUAAGAACGAGGACUUCUUGUAUCAGCAGGAACUGGAGGAGUUUGAGAGGGCAGGUGUGCUGACACAGCUUAACGUUGCCUUUUCGAGAGACCAGGAGCACAAGAUCUAUGUGCAACAUCUUCUGAAGAAAAACAAGGAGCAGUUGUGGAAGCUCAUUCAUUCAAAUAAUGCCCAUAUCUACGUUUGUGGAGAUGCACGUAACAUGGCUCGGGAUGUGCACACGGCCUUCUAUGAGAUUGCAGAGGAGGUGGGUGGCCUGACGCACACUCAAGCUGUGGACUAUUUCAAGAAGCUGAUGACCAAGGGCCGUUACUCGCAGGACGUUUGGAGCUAAGCUAAUUGAUAAACCAAUGUUUACCACUUUACCUCAAGCCAUAAUUUCUCCAAAAGCUAGAGCUAAAACAUUGAAUUUGCCUGGACUGAUUGGUUAUAUAAUAGAGUUUUGAUGAAAGAUACUGCACUCCAACAUCACACAAAAGCAUGGUUUAUCAUUCCUCCUUCAGAUGAGUUUAGGAUAUUCAACGUACUGCAACAGGAAU